AUGGGAAAAACCUUCUCACUGCGUCGAAAUUAUGUAAUCCUCCAACCACCUGUGAUCGACCUUAAAGAUCGAUGGCCUGCCUUGUUUGAGUGUUCCCAGAUUGAGAAGGAAUUCCGCAGGGUCACACUGAAGCCACUGCAGUCCACAUUCCUGGGCAAGUUGGACCAAUACACAUCCAAGCUGUUGAGCCUGUACAGGAGGAAUGGUGGAGCCGUUGGGAAGAAACUUGAUGAGACCCUUGACGUGUUAAAUGAGGACAGCAACAUUGAGUCCCGAAGAGAAGUUGUGAUCAGAGGCCUCAAACUCUACCUUGGUGGAAACACUGGAGAGUUAUUCAAGGACUACCAGGUUUUCAAUGACGACGAUGCUGCUGCCGUCCAAGAAGCUCUUACUACAUUUGUCCUCGGCAUCUUUGUUGUCAGCAAUCCCAGGGAUGGUCUCCCCAAGCAAGCUGGAAUAGCCGUUGAGGGAGCAGAAGUCCUUUUUGGUAUCCCAGAUGUGGCACAUGCUUGCACCUAUCUGAUGGGCCUUAUCUAUGCCUUGGAACUAAGGUACCCUAAUAAACUGAAAUACACAUUUGCGGCCUUUCAGAAGAUCUUCCUAGAGCUGGAGGAUGCGAACAAAACAAUUUCCUCCGAAGUCCUUGAUCUCAAGGUCUGUUUGCAUGCUUAAAAGCUAUACAGAUGGUGUUGAAGGUGUAGGAUUUGAGUGAGCUCACUCUUAUCAAGUUUUACAGAGUUUUACACAGUUCUUCUGAGGUUCUCCCAAUGCACUCUCAGGUUACACUGCUCGUUUUUUUAUUCUAUGAUGUUGGGAAAUAAUUAAUUUGAUAGAGUUUAAUGGGCUGGCGCAUGCUUUAUUAUGUUACAGUGGUGCUCGUAAGUUUAUGAACCCAUGCUAAAGUUGACUAAAAAGAGGAAUAAAAAAUAAUCUUUUGGAAAUUGAUCUU
This is a messenger RNA of Sander lucioperca (pikeperch), 949 nucleotides long. RefSeq lists its product as uncharacterized. The record is from RefSeq and is a predicted model, not a curated record. Lineage: Eukaryota; Metazoa; Chordata; Actinopteri; Perciformes; Percidae. The transcript is spliced from 4 exons. Bases 1 to 672 code for a protein of 223 amino acids.